CGUGCCCUUUCCCCCGGGGCCGGCGGUCGAGCCCGCGUCCCGCAGCCCGCGGUGCGGUAACAGGGAACCCGUUUGUUCCAGGUCCGCAGGCGCAGCGAGGAUGAACACGAACUUCUUGCAUUUACUAAAAGCAAAAAAAGAACUCAUUCCCCUGGUUGGAGUAGUGUCCUUUGCAGCAGCUGGGGCACUCUUUUUUUCUGCCUAUUCCCUAUUCAGCAAAUCCGAUGUGAUCAUUAACAAGAGUGGCAAUCCAGAACCAUGGGAAACUCUUGAUCCUAACAAGCCUCAGAAGCUAUUAACAGUCCAUCAGAAAUGGAAACCCAUAGACGAGCUGGAAAAUGUCAGAAAGCUUACGAAGUGACAAGUUUCUGUUGCCUCAAAAAGGUACCCUAUGAAUCUAGUGGAAUCACUUCUGCACAAACUUGACUACUGAAAUCAGUGUGCGGAAAUGCUUCUGCUACAUUUUUAGGGUCUCCCUACAUUUUUUGGACUCUGGAUGAGGAGUUACAUGUUGCUUUAGAAGUUGGCAUACAACAUCCCCAUAGUCCAAAAAUCUGUCUCAAAUAUUCAGUAGGCAUUUGAUGUCAAAUGUUGAAUAUUCAGAUGGUAAUUAUAGAUAGAAAAAGCCUUCACACUUUUUGUAGAAUUUUGUUUUUAUCAAUACAUGAAUUUUGUAAUUUUAUAGAUAUUUUAAAUUUGUAGAACAUUCCAUGUAAAUUCCAUAAAUGGAGAUUACCCAAAAGCCCUUAUAAAUUGGGAUUCCUGGUCUCUAUACUGUAUUUCAGUGCUGUGUACAGACCAAAUAGUGAUCAUAGCCAGAGGAUGUCUUUGUAUGGCAACAUAUGUGGUCAUAAAGCAUACUUGCAUUUGUUUUCUAUGUUAGAUGUGAUGUCAAUUUACAUCAAAACUAUCGUCCUGCUGCUCAUAAGGAUUUACCUUAACCCGCUGAGGAGUUUGAUAGGUUAUUUAAGACUAUAUUUGAGACUGCAGAAUUAGAACAUAAAAAUUAAGCAUGGCUAAAAGGGAAUCGGAAAUUAGAUAAUUUCCAUAGUAUUUAAGUAUUGUUCAUGUUUAAAUUUAGAAAAAGUUACUACAAUUAGGAAACUUGCGUUAUCCAAAACUGAUUACAUAGUGUUAAUUUCUUUUUUUUUUUUUUUUUGCCAAGGUAGUUCAUGUGCAAGCUCAAAUGUACUGCACAGUUAAUAUUUUUAAACAUUUCUAUAUAUCUGCUGUUAGGGACAUCUGCUUUAACAAAGAGAAAAUAACAGAUUAAGAUUAGGAAUAAUUCUGUGAAGAGACAGUUCCUCUUUAAGUAUCUCUGUGUUUUCUUACGAAUUGGCCACUGAAAGAAUGUAAUGGGCAGACCCCCAGUAAAUUAAUGAGGCAAUAUAUGCAUCCAAUGGUAGAACAGUCCUUUUUUGGAUAUUUUCUGUAUGUGUCCCCUUCCAAGCAGUUUCACAAUAUAUUAUGCAGUUUCUUUUACAAUGGAUGUUCUGAAGGCAUAUUACUUUCUGUGAGGAAGAAAGCAAAAGUGAAACAACUGCUAACUGGAAAAAGUCCCCCUAAGUGAGUAAUAGCAAAGUGCUUUAGGUUACUCAGCUGCAGCAAAGACAAAGCUUUACUAAAGCUGCCUCUCAGAUUUUAAGGGAGUUCAGCUUCAGAAGCUGUUUUCUUCAGAUUUAUUGAUGCUGAGGAAAAAAAAAAAGUGUCAAAAUGUUUUUUUUUUUAUCCCAUGCUUGUGCACAGAUGCAACAUAAAUAUUUGUUUAUCGAGUAAGGAUGACUCAGCAGCAUUUAUGUUUAAGAGUGAGAGAAACUACGAGACUUCAGAAUAUGUUCUUAGCUUUCAUUUUAAGAAAUGACAUUGCAAGAUGAUUGGAUAGCACACAACCACAAAAAUCCAGUGCUCUGAGGAAUACACGUUUUGGGUAUUUUACUAGAGAAAUAUUUUAAAAUAUUUUCUGUAAGUUAUUCUGUAUUUCCAUAUUUUUACUGGACUUUCAAACAAAACAAAAAGUGUUGUGCUCUGACUUGAUGCAUGAAAUAAAUGAGUUUAUUCUUCAGUAAAUCACUUGUAUGGUCUGUAAAUAUUAUGACCUAAGUAUCUGUCAGCAUUAGGGAAAUAAGUGUAAGUAAUUUCUACAUAAUUUCUGUACUUAACGACUGGUGGUGUCUUCCAGUAGCUGGUUAAGCAGUGUGACUGCCAUCAGUCACAGGUUGUUGGCUUCUCUCAUCCUGUCCUGAAAUAUAAUAGCUAAGAUAAUAGAAUGUUUUGUUUUGUUAGCUGCUCUUUUUUUUUUAAAAAAAUAUAGAUUUAUGGGGAGGGUUUUCAAUGUGAGAAAUAUUUUUCUGCACUUUAGAAAGAUUACAAAUGUUGUUAAAGUUCUUGGGACAAUUUUGUGUGUUCUCAGACUGUCCCUGAAAAUAUUCUCUAUUCUGCAUAGAUGAGGGCAUUUUUCUUCGAAGUAGAGCACACCAAGAGCAGUUACCAUAUCUCCCCUUGCAACUACUCCACAUAAAUCUAUAAAGCAAUAUACAGAUUAUUUCGUUGUUGGACAGACAUCAGAGUUAAGACAGUUGAGGUUUAAUUGGCUAAACUUUAUGAGCUGACUUGUAUGAGAACAAUAAGACUUACAUGUCCUGUGUUAUGCAAACCCCAUGACUUGUUAUUCAAUGGACAAUUUAGAGGCCAUCGAAAUAAUUUAACAACUUUCUUCCUUCUCUCUAUUUUGUCUCAUCCAUUCUGUCUUGGUUUUAGUUUUGGUCUGGUGGCUUGGGGUUUUUAAAAAAAAAAAAAAAAUCAUAUUUGCUCACCCUGUCUAGUACUUUUCCAUUGAACUAUAUCACUUCCAACUUUCAAAUUGAUUACAAAGUUUUAUUAAAAUGCCCACCAGCUUGUUAGAUUUUUAAGUAUGGGUUAGAAACUGUAAGAACUGUUUUGUAAUGGCUCUAAUCCCCAUUAGAAAUGCGUCAUUAAAAUCUAUGGUCAUCUUUUUCUAACUGCAGGUGACAAGUGAUUUAUAUGUAGAAUAGCUUUC
This is a messenger RNA of Athene cunicularia (burrowing owl), 3037 nucleotides long. It is a transcript of the gene COXFA4L3, whose product is annotated as chromosome 10 C15orf48 homolog. The record is from RefSeq and is a predicted model, not a curated record. The transcript is spliced from 4 exons. The coding region runs from base 101 to 361 and encodes 86 amino acids. NCBI's taxonomy places the organism in Eukaryota, Metazoa, Chordata, Aves, Strigiformes, Strigidae.